Penicillium riverlandense is the source of this 300-nucleotide messenger RNA. RefSeq lists its product as uncharacterized. The coding region runs from base 1 to 300 and encodes 99 amino acids. NCBI's taxonomy places the organism in Eukaryota, Fungi, Ascomycota, Eurotiomycetes, Eurotiales, Aspergillaceae. The record is from RefSeq and is a predicted model, not a curated record. The transcript has 4 exons.
AUGUGCAGUCUCAAGCAGCUGUUUCUUUUGAGCUUCAUGCUCUUAGCUGUCUCUGGGAGCAAGGGUGACAACAGAACCAUCGUUGGCAUUGAGACAGAACGACAGAGCCGAGCGCUGAAUGUAGUGAUGGAUGAGUGUUUUGACGUGGAAGAGGACGAGGUCUUCACAGUAUCCGUCCACAAGAAAUGCCGCGUCUUCAGUGGGCCCCUUUGCACCGGCCGAAACACGCUGCUCACCCCGGGAGAUCACACAUCAAAGUAUCCCGUCCCCAUUGAGUCCAUUUACUGCCACUCGUCGUGA